AUGUUCCACGAGUACCUUCUUACGCUACUUAGAAUUCGUCAGGAUUUAAACAUAGGUAUUCUUAAGGAUAUUUUUGGAAUAUCGGAGAGUCGUGUGUCCCAAAUCUUCAAUACUUGGAUAAACUACAUGUAUCGAGUGUUUGCUCCUCAGAUUAAAUGGCCAUCCAUGCAGAAAAUACGGAAAUUUAUGCCUAGGUCAUUUAAAGCAUCAUUUCCUAAUACUCGUGUAAUUAUCGACUGUACUGAGGUAUUCAUCCAGAAACCUAGAAGUCCAACAGCUCAAAGCCAGACAUACAGUAACUAUAAGAAUCAUAAUACUUUUAAAGCACUAGUGGGCAUAACUCCAUCUGGAGCAUUUUCCUUUAUAUCCGAAUUUUGGGGAGGAAAUGUAUCCGAUAGAUUUAUAACAGCAAAUAGUGGUUUUCUUGAUAAAAUUUCACCAGGUGACGAGGUGAUGGCAAAUCGUGGAUUUGUUAUAAGAGAUUACUUGCUGGAACGGAGAGCAAAAUUAGUGAUUCCACCAUUCACUCAGAAAUGUGCUUGGGGCAAGGGCAAGACACUAUCACCUACACAAAUCAGACAAACAAGACAAAUUGCAAGACUUCGCAUUCAUGUUGAAAGAGCCAUUCAACGACUAUAA
This is a messenger RNA of Saccostrea cuccullata (small rock oyster), 639 nucleotides long. RefSeq lists its product as uncharacterized. The transcript has a single exon. The record is from RefSeq and is a predicted model, not a curated record. Bases 1 to 639 code for a protein of 212 amino acids. NCBI's taxonomy places the organism in Eukaryota, Metazoa, Mollusca, Bivalvia, Ostreida, Ostreidae.